Rosa rugosa (rugosa rose) is the source of this 546-nucleotide messenger RNA. RefSeq lists its product as uncharacterized. The coding region runs from base 1 to 546 and encodes 181 amino acids. The transcript has a single exon. Gene Ontology annotation, molecular function: nucleic acid binding. NCBI's taxonomy places the organism in Eukaryota, Viridiplantae, Streptophyta, Magnoliopsida, Rosales, Rosaceae. The record is from RefSeq and is a predicted model, not a curated record.
AUGGCCGAGUAUAAGAUUACAAUGCAGCAGUCGACACCCUAUUAUGCUCAGGCUAAUGGACAGGCUGAAGCUACAAACAAGGUCCUCAUCCAAAUUGUGGAAAAGAUGAUUCAGGAAAAUUUACGUGAUUGGCACAAUCUUUUGUCAGAAACUUUAAGGGCUUAUCGGACCUCCAAAUGCUUGGCUACAGGGACAACUCCCUUUGCUCUGACUUAUGGACAUAACGCAAUGUUACCAAUGGAAAUGACAGUCAGAUCAUUGAGAGUCGCAAUGCAAAACAAUCUCACGGCCGACGAAUAUAGUCAGGCAAUGCUACAAGAACUAGAGGAUCUUGACCAGGCACGACUGGAUGCAUAUGAUCGACUUCAAGCUCAAAAGAAGGUUGUCGCUCGUGCUUACAAUAAAAAGACCAGAUACAAGAGUUUUGGGGAAUACGAGUUAGUUUGGAAAGCAGUGUUACCCAUCGGCACGAAGGAUCCCAGAUUUGGAAAAUGGUCACCAAAUUGGGAGGGCCCGUUUAUUAUUGACAAAGUUCUCGGAAAAUGA